GCACAAAUAUUAUAUGACUGUGUCGAACCAUAGAAACAUGGCUUUCAUCAAAAUACUUGGGACUUUGCUGGCCGGUUGUAUAUGUGUGCAAGCGGACUACAAUACCAACGGGUUUGACGAUAGCGGAUUGUUCGUAGGAGGCGGAAGUGACGGCUCGCUAGGAGGAGGCGGUGGCGGAUUUGUGGGCGGCGGAAGUGGCGGCUUGCUAGGAGGAAGUGGCGGCGGGUUUUCCGGAAGUGGAAGUGGAUACAUGGAUGAUGGCUACAUUGGAGGAGGCUCUGUUGGAGGCGGCCUCGCGGGAACCGGCGGUUUGGGCUCCGGAAUGUUCGGUGGAGGGAUUCGUCAAAGCUUGUCUGGUGGGAUAGGGGGUGGGAGUGUAGACCCUGGUUUUGGAAUGCCCGCCCAUAGCUACAAACAGAUGGGUGGACACGGGAUGUUUGGGUCAGGAAUGGGUGGGAUCGGGGGUUUUGGGGGUGGGGCGGGCAUAGGAAGUGGAGUUGCUGGACUUGCUCGCGGAGGUGCGUAG
Messenger RNA from Mya arenaria, 526 nucleotides. RefSeq names its product acanthoscurrin-1-like. The record is from RefSeq and is a predicted model, not a curated record. The transcript is spliced from 5 exons. The coding region runs from base 14 to 526 and encodes 170 amino acids. NCBI's taxonomy places the organism in Eukaryota, Metazoa, Mollusca, Bivalvia, Myida, Myidae.